Budorcas taxicolor (takin) is the source of this 2565-nucleotide messenger RNA. It is a transcript of the gene NSUN7, whose product is annotated as NOP2/Sun RNA methyltransferase family member 7. NCBI's taxonomy places the organism in Eukaryota, Metazoa, Chordata, Mammalia, Artiodactyla, Bovidae. Bases 400 to 2565 code for a protein of 721 amino acids. Gene Ontology annotation, molecular function: methyltransferase activity. The transcript has 12 exons. The record is from RefSeq and is a predicted model, not a curated record.
UGCCACGGAGACCCCGGUCCUGGGCCGGCUGACUGCCGCAGACAGGGGAGGCCUACCUUUCCGCGGCCGGAGCCGGCGGGCCCACCAGCCUCGUGCUCUACCCGGCUCAGCUGCCGCAUUCGUGAAGACGACCGUGCUGGCGGGCGGAGCCCUGAGGCGCAUCCUCCCUCAGGAACCCGAGCGAAGCGAGAGCCGGGGGUCGCGACCCCCCUGCCCCGACCCCGGCGGGUGGGAGAAGCUCAUUUGAACCAAACUGCCUGCGCGGACCGCCGCGGCAGCCCUGCAGUCCCGGGGCCCCCGAGGGCACUGUAGACGAUGCUUGAACAAGGAAAACCAUUUCCCGGAACAUCUGAAUUGUAAUUCAAGCUUGAGUUACCUAGGACAGUCAGGGGGGCAAACAUGUUUAACUCCGCAAAUGAACUGGAGUUUUUGGAAGAAACAACCGCUGAGAUCUCCCAACUCUCUUCGCUGGCACUGUCAGGUGACCCAGCCUGCGGCGAAAACAGCUCAACUGGUUCACCCGAAAAAACUGGCUAUCCGGACUCCGUUUACAUUCUGGCAGCGAACAUUUUUCAGGGCACUAGACUCGAAAAGUCACCAGAGAAAGCCUUAAUAAAGUAUGGAAAUAAGCCCUUGCCGUCCUCAACCGAAUCCGAGGAUGAAUCCUUUCAGCGUUUGUCCUAUGAGUUGGCUUUCAGUGCACUUAAGUAUCAAGAUAUUUUGGAAACUAUAUUAAUAGACAGCUGUAUCUUCCCAAGUGCCACAAUACCAGAUCAUUUGAACAGUCUUAUCAUUGUGAUGCUAUAUGAUUUCCAAGACAGAAAAUUUCAAGCUCGUCUCCUUUCUGGUAACGAAGAGUCUAUAGCAGAAGUUCUAGAAGUGGAGAACCUUCUUAACAGUUUUAAGACAAAAUUGGCUGCAGCAUUGGCAAGAUGUCGAAUCAAACAUGAUGCCCUUUCAAUUUACCACAUUCUUCCAGAAACAGUUAGGAACCAAGAAUUAAGGGCCUCUACUUUGCCACUUUAUGCUUGGAUAAAUACUUGUAAAAUCAGCCCUGAAGAAGUUUAUUAUACUUUGAAGAAAAAUGGCUAUAAUAAAGUCAAAUCUGUAUUGCAUAUUGAUAAUAAAGUCUUUGCUGUGGAUCAACAUUGCUAUGAUGUCUUAAUUUUUCCAUCUCAUCUUAAAAGUGAUCUUCUAAAUAUAGAUCUUUUUAAAGAUUAUAAACUUAUAUUUCAGGACAAAUCUCGAAGUCUCGCUGUCCAUUCUGUAAAGGCUUUAUUAAAUAUGGAUGAUGAUAUCUUAAUGGUCAAUACAGGUUCUUGGUACACAGUUGCCCAUAUGUCAGUCUUAACAAAUAAUAAUACCUCAAAAAUAUUUGUGUGUGGAGUACAAUCACAAGCUAAGGAUCCUGACCUGAAGAACCUUUUCACAAAAAUGGGAUGUAAAAAUAUUGAGAUACUUCAUGAGACAUUUAUGAAACUUGAAUUAAAGGAUCAUCGAUUACAGAAAGUUAAAGUGAUUCUGCUGCUACCUCGUUGUUCAGGGCUGGGUGUUAGUAAUCCAGUAGAAUUUAUUUUAAAUGAGCAUGAAGAUACAGAUUUACUUAAGGAUUUCUCUCAAGGAGGCCCAUCAGAAGAUAAACUUCAUGUUCUUGCUCAACAGCAAUAUGAACAACUAGCACAUGCCAUGAAAUUUACUAGAGCUCAAGCUAUUGUGUAUUGCACAUGUUCAGUUUAUCCAGAGGAAAAUGAAGCUAUUGUUAAGAAAGCACUGGAAUUUCAAGACCACGGGAUUAAAGUACAACCUUAUAGGCUUAGUCCCCCUGUCCUUCCACUGUGCUCCUUAAAGGAAAUACAUUUGUCUGCUGACAAAUUUUUUAGAAUGGAACCAUCUGAAAUUACCAAUGGUUGUUUUCUUUCUGUUCUAACAAGGGAGCGGGACCCAUCUGAGACAGUGUCUGUGAAAGAUGUUUUGGCCCGUGCAGCAGCAAAGGGUCUACUGGAGGGGAUUGAGUUGGGUAAAUCUUCAAAACGGGAGAAGAAGAAGAAGAAACAAAAAAUGUCAUUGCCAAAAUCUUCCAUUGCUGAUAACAGCGGCAUCCAAAUGAAAAUUGCUGAGUUCCUGAGUCGAGAAACUAAUGCGAAUGCUAAUCAGUCGGAGACAUUAACAACAAAAACAUCUCUUCCACGGAAAAAUACAAAUCAAGUGGGUUCUUCCUCACAGGGAAGAAAACCCAGCAAGUCCACCACCAAUCCUUUAGUGCCUACAAUUAUGAAGAACACAUCUGCCAGACCAUAUGAACGGCCAACAAACUUUGUGAGACCUCGGCCAGAAGACAGAAUGAUUGCACUGAAACCCAUAGAGAUUGCUUUGCCUCCAGUCAUGUUGCCGUUUCCCGGUCCCCAAGGGAUCAGACCUCACAUACCAGCUCCACAUUUUUACUAUCGUUGGGUUGGGCCCAAGACUGUCUUGCCUGGCUAUCUUUCCACACCAUCAAUACCCAGAAGAGGGGAAAAAUCUAAAGAAAACUUACCUUCCUCUCUAUCCAGGCAUCCUCGACCAUAG